This is a messenger RNA of Rhodamnia argentea, 1744 nucleotides long. RefSeq names its product isoflavone 3'-hydroxylase-like. The record is from RefSeq and is a predicted model, not a curated record. Lineage: Eukaryota; Viridiplantae; Streptophyta; Magnoliopsida; Myrtales; Myrtaceae. Gene Ontology annotation, molecular function: monooxygenase activity; iron ion binding; heme binding. The coding region runs from base 67 to 1587 and encodes 506 amino acids. The transcript is spliced from 2 exons.
CAUCAUUAUAAUCCCCGGCAUCAUCCCCAAAAAUCAACUUUGAAUCAAGCAAAAACCAAACACAAAAUGGAGAAUCACAAGUUGUUAUUCCUAUUCACCGUCGCCCUAAUAAUCAUCGCGUUCACUCACAAGCUCUUGCGCCGAUUGAUCGCAAGAAGUCCCAAGAAGAACCACCCUCCAAGCCCGCCUUCCAUCCCCGUCAUCGGCCACCUACACCAUCUCAAGAAGCCCGUCCACCGGACCCUCCUCGCUCUCUCCCGCGCCUAUGGCCCGGUCCUCUCCCUCCACUUUGGCAUCCGCCACGUCGUCGUCGUCUCCUCCAUGCCUGUCGCUGAAGAAUGCUUCACCCAGAACGACGUCGUCCUCGCAAACCGACCGAAGUUCAUCAUGGGCAAGUACCUCGGGUACAACUACACCACCGUUGCCGUCGCCCCCUACGGCGAUCACUGGCGCAACCAGCGCCGCAUCGGCGCUGUAGAGAUCUUCUCCUCGCACCGCCUGGACACGUCGCUCGGAAUCCGCAACGAUGAGGUCCAGCGCCUCUUGAGGAAGCUGCUCCGGUGGCAAAGCGGCGGCGACUUCGUGAGGGUGGAGCUGAGGGCGGCACUGACGGAGCUGACGUUCAACGUGAUGAUGAGGAUGAUGGCAGGGAAGAGGUACUACGGGGAGGAUGUGAGCGACGUGGAGGAGGCAGCGACGUUCAGGGACAUCAUCAAGGAGAUCUUGAAGUACUCGGGGAGCUCGUACCCCGGGGACUACCUGCCUCCGCUGAGGUGGAUCGACUACGGCGGGUACAUGAAGAGGAUCUUCGAGCUCGGGAAGAAGACGGACGGGUUCUUGCAGGGGCUGAUCGAUGAGCAUCGGAAGAAGAAGGAGGGGGAGGAGGAGAAGAAGAGCAUGAUCGAUCACUUGCUGGUGAUGCGGGCGUCGCAGCCGGAGUAUUACACAGACGAGAUCAUCAAGGGCUUCUUGCUGACACUCUUGGUUGCUGGAACCGAUACAUCAUCUAUCACAGUGGAGUGGGCGCUAGCCAAUUUGCUCAACCAUCCCAACAUCUUAGAAAAGGCAAGAAAAGAGAUAGACUCCCAAAUCGGCUGGGAUCGUUUGACAGACGAAUCGGAUCUUGCGAAGCUACCUUACCUUCAGAACAUUAUCUCUGAGACGCUUCGCUUACACCCACCUGUCCCGCUUCUCCUACCCCACUACUCAUCCGAUGAUUGCACAAUAGGAGGGUACGACGUGCCCCAUGACACAAUAGUGAUGAUCAAUGCUUGGGCCAUUCACCGAGACCCUGAACAAUGGCCCGAUCCGACGGCCUUCAAGCCAGAAAGGUUUGAAAGUGGUGAUGGUCAAAUGAAUAGGUUGAUAUUGCCUUUUGGGCUGGGAAGGAGAGCAUGCCCUGGUGCACCUUUGGCUCAUAAAAUGGUGGGCUUGACUUUGGCUUCACUCAUUCAAUGCUUUGAAUGGAAGAGGACUGGUGAAGAGGAAGUUGACAUGGGUGAGGGGGAAGGUCUCACAAUGCCCAAGGAAAAGCCAUUGGAAGCAUUGUGCAAAGCACGUGAGAUCAUGAAUAAAGUUCUCCCUUAAUCAUCUAUGAUGUAUGAGCACAUUUACGUUGGAGUACAACAGGUUAUUUUUAAUGGUGUAAUAUUGUGCUAACAUUUGAUUGCUUUUGUUUUAGUUUAUAAGUGCAGCUAAAGAAAUAUGCGUAAUUGAUGUACAUUGCAGGCCCUUAUGUCAACAA